AUGCUAUAGAAAUUGUAACACAGUUUUCCUUUAAAAUAGAUGUUCUUUAAUAUAGUGCGUCCGUUAAAGCAACAAUAGGGCUGAAAUUUGCUCUCCACUACAUUGUCUUCUUCAUCUCACUGCUUCCUAUCUUCCAAGAUCCUCUUCUUUUUCACUAAAUACUCUAAGCCAUGAAUCCGUCAAACCCAAACCCAGAUUCCACGCACUCUUCAGAUCUCCCAGAUUCACCAGACAUGCAAGUAGAUCUGCCAACUCACACUCCACAAAAAUCCUCCUUUCUCCAAACCUUACUCACAAAUUCACCACAUGAUUUGUUACCCCCUCACAUUCAACCCACCCCACUUGAUCUCGACUUGAUCGAUGAAUCAGACAACCCAGAUGAAUCAGCUGAUUUCAUCCCACUCUCUGCGGAUGACAAGGCUAGGCUAUAUUCCUCUUGGAAAUUCUCCAUUAUCAUUAAGCUAUUUGGAAAGUCCAUUGGGCAUCAGUUGCUAAAAGCUAAAUUACAAUCUCUGUGGAAACCAACUGAACUAUUGCAUCUGAUUGAUCUAGGCUCUGCUUUUUUUCUCAUUAAAUUCACACAGAAAAACAACAUGCUGCAUGCUUUACACGAUGGACCAUGGUUUAUCCUGGGCCACUUUUUAUCUGUGCGUCGAUGGGAGCCUAAAUUUGUCGCAUCAACUGCUCAACUUACGUACUCUGCUAUAUGGGCUCGACUGCCAGAAUUGCCCACUGAAUAUUAUGAUCUAACAAUUCUACAAAAAGUUGGCAAUAAAUUGGAGCAAUUAUUAAAAAUAGAUACUUGUACCUCCUCUGUUGUCAGAGGACGAUAUGCCCGAAUUUCUAUUGAAGUCCCACUCGAAAAGCCUUUGAAAAUCCAUAUUUAUAUAGACAGCCACAAACGAGUUAUUCUCUAUGAGGGAUUAAAUAUACUCUGCAUUAAAUGUGGGUGCUUUGGCCACAAUGCACGAGUUUGUCCCAACCACGUUCUCAGUAUUACACUAGAUAAUCCUACUACCUCUUCCACCUCCCACACCACAGAUUCUUCGCCCAAAUCCACCCAACCACCCACAACAGAUUCGCCAUGGAAAAUAGUGAAAUUCCCUCGAAGAACAAAAAAACACACCACAAUCAUAGACAAAACACCGGUAGCUGAUCAAUAAUUCCCACACUCCUCCAAGAAACAGCAAGCUUCUGGCGAAAGUGUCGCCCACUCCAAUAUCGUAGAGGCAAACACGCGUGGCUCAGGUAAGUCCGCUAACCUCCCCCACUAAUCACCGCCUCUUCUAAUCCCUGUUUCUUUAAUUCUAAUACUCUCUAUAUACUCCAUAUUAAUGAGGCAUUAACAGAAAUAAAUCACCUCCAUAAUUUAUCUAUUAAUACUCCUACUCCUCUACAAAAUACCUCUUCUAAUUUAAUUAAAAAUACUCCUAAGGCUACUUCAGACACUGCCCCUAUCCAUCAAACCUAAAACCUUAUUGGGCUGGCCCAAUCUCCAACCCCACCUAACCCAAUAACUAAUUCGGCCCCUUCCAGCACUAACCGACCAAACUCAUCCUCUAUUACCCACAACCCAUAUCACACCCCUCAAACUAUUGAAACGCCUCCACAUGACAACCGUUGUUCCAACCAACCCCCAUUAAACACGUCUCUCUCUAUAAAUCCUAAUGAUUUCACACCAGCAGUAAAAUCUAAAUUACUAACUCCUCUCAAGUUAAUUCCAUGCACUCUUCAACUUGCCCCUCCUUUUUAAAUUCAAAAACACGUCACUUCCCCUGCUGACUCAUCCUGCCCACCCCUGCUACUCACACCUAUAUAGCCGAUACACACAACCAAUUACCACGUAUCCCUUUAAUAGAUAAUCAUACAGAAUACUUCAAACCAUACACUAUCAAAAACUAGCACCUAUGGACAAUCUCCCACCCACUUACCCGCCACCGUAUGUUACCCAAGUGAACCCAGGCCUUCCACCACAGUCAUGGCUGGAACAGGGUCUCCAAGGUCAAGCUCUCCUAUUUCGUCUCUCAAUCAACGAUCAUGAGGAGGCAUUGUGCUCCUCUGGCACGAUGAUUUACUAGCUGUUGAAAACCUUACUAUGACUGAACAAGAGGUACAUGUCAUGAUCCAGGUAUUUCCUAACCCUGAAAAUGGCUUUUUUCAGCAAUUUAUGCUAGUCCACACUAUCACACACGACAAUUAUUGUGGCGUAAUCUCAUGUAUUUAGCUGAUACUUAUAAAGGUCCUUGGCUCGUUGGGGGAGAUUUCAAUGAAAUCUUACGCUCUACAGAAAAAUUUGGGGGCCGCCAAAUUAGUAAUCCUCGUUCAAAUAGGUUUGCUAAUUGUUUAAAUUAUUGUUAUUUAGUUGAUCUUGGCUACACUGGUAGCAAAUAUACGUGGACAAAUAAGCGUCACUGUGGUAGCAAUAUCUUAGAGAGACUCGACAGAAUACUUCCUACUUAUGAUUGGUUAACUCUAUUUCCUGAAGCUUCUGUUCGCCACUUACCCCGCACACAUUCCGACCUCAAUCCUCUACUUCUCAAUUUCCACUCCCCGCACACACCAAUAAAUAAACCAUUUCAUUUUGAAACUAUCUGGACCUCUCACCCUGACUUUAUCCAUAUUCUUCGUAAUAGUUGGUGUGAGCACGUGAUUUUUGCCCUAUGAGAACUACUCCCAAAUUCAAAAUAAAAUGGUUUUGUAUUGUUGGUGA
Messenger RNA from Nicotiana tabacum (common tobacco), 2710 nucleotides. The record is from RefSeq and is a predicted model, not a curated record. Lineage: Eukaryota; Viridiplantae; Streptophyta; Magnoliopsida; Solanales; Solanaceae.